Molecule: messenger RNA, 969 nt
Organism: Penicillium antarcticum
Lineage: Eukaryota; Fungi; Ascomycota; Eurotiomycetes; Eurotiales; Aspergillaceae
Product: ADP-ribosylglycohydrolase family protein
Exons: 3
Coding region: 1-969 (322 amino acids)
Source: RefSeq, a predicted model, not a curated record
AUGUCUGUAUCACUCAAAUCUCGCACAGAAGGUGCAAUCUGGGGCGUCUGCGUCGCCGACGCCCUGGGCGGACCGGUCCAAUUCAAAGAUCCGAAAACAUUCGAGCCGAUUACUGGAUUGAGAUUUGUGGCUCCAUUUAAACAGCCUGCUGGUUCCUAUUCCGACGACGGCUCAAUGACCUUGGCCCUAGCGUACUCAAUCACCGAAUCAGAAAUGAAAUACAACCACACCCUCUCAAUAAAAUUCUACGUCGAAUGGAUGACCAGUGGUCGAUUCGGAACUAUCAAUCGGGCUUGGGAUAUGGGUCGGUCAACGCGGAAGUCGUUGUCUAUCUGGAAAAAGUCGCACAUGGAGAAUAUCGAGGGUGUGCAGGCUCGCAUUGAUAUCGAGUUGGACGGCGAGGAAAGGUCCGGUAAUGGGAGUUUGAUGAGGAUUGUUCCGGUCGGUGUGGCUUAUUGGAAGGAUGUUGUUCUUGCGAGGGAGAUUGCCCGGGUUCAGGGUCGUGUUACGCAUCCUUCGCUGCCUUGUGUUGAGGCUUGUGAGGCUUAUACUGAGUUGGUUUGUGGGGUUAUGAAUGGUCAUACCAAACAGCAAUUGUUUGAUACCAUUUCUGUUUUUCCUUUUACGCAUCCUGCGCUGAAGGAGCGUGUGGCGCAGUACAAGACUCUUAAUGACUGGACUUCCAAGUCUGCUAGGCAUAUUACUAGUAGUGGAUGGAUUGUUGAUACGCUUGAGGUGGCGCUGUGGGCUUUCUUCAAGUUUGAUUCUUGGAAGAAGGGUGCUUUGGCUGUGGUGAAUCGGGGUGGUGAUUCUGAUACUGCUGGUGCUGUUUAUGGAGGGCUGGCUGGAGCUUUCUAUGGGGUUGAGUCUAUACCUCAGGAAUGGAAGGAUGGAAUGGAGAGGAAAAACUUUAUUGGAGGCAUUGCUCAUAAGCUAGCUUGUGGCGUUGUUGACGGUAGUUUGAAGUGA